UCCUUCAGCUUUAAGGCCCAAAAGGAAGUGUGUGCAACAUGUGAGAAGACGGUCUAUCCAAUGGAGAGAUUGGUUGCCAACAACCUGGUCUUCCAUUCAGCAUGCUUCUGCUGCAAGCACUGCAACGCCAAACUCAGCCUUGGCUCCUUCGCCGCUCUUCAAGGUGAAUUUUACUGUAAACCCCACUUUCAGCAGCUGUUCAAAAGCAAAGGCAACUACGACGAGGGCUUCGGACGCAAGCAGCACAAAGAGCUCUGGGCCUCCAAGGAGACAGAUGAUAUAACAAAGUCGGCAUAAAAAUGUCUGCCUGUGUCCCAUCCCAGCCCAGCCUCCUCCUUUUCCUCCUCCUAACACCUCCAAUACAUCACGAUGAACACAUGCCUCAUACGCUGGAGCACUGUUGAGUCACCCACGCGCUCACUCGCUUUUUAAACGGCAUCAGAACAGAUACAUGCACAAACAGCUAGGAAAUGACUGGCCAGUCAUAAUUAUACCACUUAAAAAUAAAUUUCGGGGAUAUAUUUUGGGUUCGACUUUAUUGAAAUCUGUAUUUUCUUAAUUUUAUUUUUCCAGUUUGGAAUUGGUAGUUGAUUGUGACCAAAAGCCUUCUCUGACAUGAGGAGUGUAAUAAUAAUAAUAAUAAUACUGAUAAUAAUAAAAUCACCUAUAUUUAGAUUUCUUAUUCUUUCUAAUAAUUUGCACCCUUCUUUUUUUUGAAUAAGUAAACCGUAUGCUCAGGCAGACAUAUCAGAGGGGUUACAGAGCGUCCGUGUUUUGAGGUAGAGCAUACACUCAGGUCAAUUUUCACCCAAGGAUUUUUUCGAAAUAUUGCAUAGUUUCACUCAUUUCGACAAACCACAAAUCAAAAUAAUAGUCCCUCAGUAUUGUGACUUUGCUGUCAGUUUGUCAGGUUUCAUAUAUUUGAGGAACAAACAGGGUACAGAGUACUGUAAAAUAACCGCACACAUCAGCAACAGCUCACCUCUCGUGUUUCAAUCUUGUGUUUUUUAGUCUUAUUAUUCGACUCAUCCUCAUGGUUUGUUCUUGUUUUAUUGACCGCUUUGAGUCUUAUCCUUGCAUGUUGGGAUGACUGGGUCUUAAUAGCCUUAUCUUAUGACUGUAUCGAUCUUUUGUGUUGUGAAUGGUUUUGUUUGUUUCAUAGUCGCAUAGGAAUUCACUUUUUAAAGUUUUUAGAAGCACCUGAGUUUGGAUUUGAUUGAUGUCAUGGCAUUAAGUUGAUCCCCUCUGAGCUUUUAUGGUUGAAAUUUUAAUGGAAUUCUCAGAUUGUGUUUUGUAUACUGUCUGUACAUAGAGCUGUAGUUUGUGAUUUAGUGAACAUUCCCCACCAUACUGUACUCUCGUCUAGCACAUAUGAUGGCACGUGAUCACCAGACAAGAUGUUCAAUAAUCAACGGGGGAAACCGAGGCCUCGUUCGUGAACGUCGCUCACUCCGUCGCAGGAAACACUUUAAGAGGAGCUGUAAACAUUUGGGGAAAUUGAUUACCGCAAUUAUGUUUCCGCGUCACAAAUGAGGAUGUUAAUGAACAGAGCUUAAACCUCGCAGGAAGUCACAUGAUUUUCAUUUCACGCUUGUCAAUUGUUAGAUCGUCUUGUGGUGAUUUUUUCCCCCCUUGCUGUAUUUGAGUGUGUUCGUAUAACUGGACAGUUUUUAUGGGGACGUAGACGGAUCCUAUCCACAGUGUCUUGAACAUCCGUUGUGAUUCAUUCCCUCCCGAUCCCAUCCAGUAAGCGUGGACAGGUUUCCCCUUUUAGAUAAAUGCCUUCCUGUUCUCAAGUCCCGUCUUAUUAGCUAAAUACACCUUAGCACCUGGACCUAUUUCUUAAUCCUGAAACUACAGUUGAUGUCUGAGGGAGGGUUUGUCACAGUAUUGGUCCUCCUGAUGUGCUCCUGCAUGCUGCAUGCUAAACCCAGUGCAGAGCACCCCCUGCUGGGGAGAGUGUGACAGUAGCGUCUAGUGUGAGAGGAAAGAAAAAUGACUUGCCCGUGAACUCAACGUAGCCUUUUAUUCAAAGUUUUGGAAUACGUUGCCUCGGUCUGCAGUGCAGCUGCUGCACUCCAGCCACUUUUUAUCUUAUUUAAUUCCAACACUUAAGUGAAAUAACCCAGUUAGACAAGAUUUCCACAUCUAUAUUUCAUUCUACUCAAAGAAUGAGUCAAAAGCCAUUCAAAUAUCUCGUUUUAGAAAAUGUCUGAAUACCGCUGAGACCUGACUGACACUUGAAUGACACAAAGUACUUUUUGUGACUGAAGGUUUACUGUGAAUUUAAGCAUGCUGUGCAGAAUGGAAAGCUGAACUCAAACAGAUGGAUAUUUGCUACUUUUUUGAAAAGAGAAGCCUUAGAAAUAAAUAGUUGACCUUUUAUUGUUUAUUUCAGACAAGAUCUUUGAGUACAUAGAUCUUUUACAAAGAAAUCUCCUGAUCAUGCCUUUUCAAAAACCAACCUGCUUACUCUGAAGCCCCACUCUUUAACAUAGGAUUACUUCACUCAACCAGCAGCCAUUGUUUCCUAUCUAACCACUUUUUAUCCUCAUGUAAUGUUCAAUAACUCUGGUUCUACUGUGUGUGACAAUGUAUAUUUUAUAGUUUCCUUUUUUUCAUUUUAAAACGGUCCUCUGGGUCCCUGAGAAUGCUUUAAAAUCAAGAACAUUGUAUCUAGAAAUGCUGUCUUUGUCACUCUCCGUUAGCAGUUCGCCAAGGUACAACUGCAGAAUCUGUGAAUUGCAACUUGUUAAGUGUAACAGAGCAGACAAGGUACACUUUACACUGGUGCCAAGUGGCUCAGGUGAAUGAUUGCAGUGUAACGUUUUAAAUGUUUAACCUGUGAGUCAUUUCAUUUUUGUGCUAAACUUGAUGUGGACUUCCUUUUCAAUGCUGUUGUCAUCGAGACAUUUUAAAUGUAUGCAUCUUUGAAAAAUGUAUUCUGUAUUACAGACUUGACCUGUGGAUUGAGGUGGCCUUACAGCAAAAGAACGCUUGGACUGUGUUUGCAGUCUCUCUCCCUCCUCUAUUCUCCCUUCUUCUCUCUAUUGCUUAGUUGUGGUAUAGAAGUGUAACAUUUUAAAAUGUAAGCGCCCCCUUUCUACACCAAUAUACACAAUCAUUUUGUGCAUUUUCUUUCUCUUAUUUUUAUUUUUUACAUGCUUUUUGGAGAAAAAAUAAAAUGCUGGUGUUGAUUUAAUGAA
This is a messenger RNA of Morone saxatilis (striped sea-bass), 3206 nucleotides long. It is a transcript of the gene limd2, whose product is annotated as LIM domain containing 2. Gene Ontology annotation, molecular function: actin filament binding. Gene Ontology annotation, cellular component: plasma membrane; actin cytoskeleton. Lineage: Eukaryota; Metazoa; Chordata; Actinopteri; Moronidae. The record is from RefSeq and is a predicted model, not a curated record. Gene Ontology annotation, biological process: actin filament bundle assembly.